CUGAGCAUCCACUUCCAAAUUGGGUUGUCAUUUUUUGACCCCCUUUGCUCUUCCCGCGAACAGGUCAACGUGCUCUCUACGUGGACGUUUUUGAAGACCGCUAAGAGAGAGGGAGAGAGCUGAGAGAAAUACAGAAAGAGACAGAUCAGAGAGAGAGAGAGAGAGAGAGAGAGAGAGAGAGAGAGAGGAGAGAGAGCGAGAGAGAGAGAGAGAGCGAGAGAGAGAGAGAGAGAGAGAGAGAGAGAGAGAGCUGGCUUCGUGGAUCUUUAGCUAUAGUGUUCCCGUCCUCUCUUCCAAUACUGGACUCGUUGCGUUGGGGUCUGUACCCCUUCACCGGUGGCGUUCUGUGAACAGUGAUCUGGAUACUAAACACCGAGCCUUCGAAAGGUUGUCCGUUAGCCCAUGUUACAAGCAAUGACUAUAUAUCGUUUAACGUUUAAGCGGUUUUUUUUGUUACAAGAGGAAUCAGAAUUUACCUUGACGAUAUAAAAGCAUCGCUGACUUGGAAUCAAAUUGCUUAAUUUUUCAUUCAUUUGAGGGGAUUUUUUUUGCUUCCAAGAAAGAACUCUGGACUGUUACAAGGGAGACGACGGUUAUUGUAAAGACACUGCGCUUUCAAUGCCUAGAUCUGUGCGCGACCAUUGCUGCAGCUUCGUGUGAGAUGUGGCGAAUGGUUUCAUCUCUGAGACGUGAGAGGAGUAACCCCCUCCGAGGUCGUUGGGGUUCAGCAAGAAGUAACAUCCUCAAUACUUCCGGGUCACCUUCUUCUAAGGUCAUGUGGACCUCACGCCUGCUCUUCAUCUUCACCUUGUUCGCCCCCCUCACCCUCGAGACCCUGAGACAGAUGGCGGUGGUCCGUAGGGAACUGUCCUGUGAGUCCUACCCCAUCGAGCUACGCUGCCCGGGCACAGACGUCAUCAUGAUUGACAGCGCCAACUACGGACGCACCGACGACAAGAUCUGUGACUCGGACCCAGCACAGAUGGAGAAUACUAGAUGUUACCUGCCCGACGCAUACAAGAUCAUGUCCCUCAGGUGUAACAACCGUACCCAGUGUGUUGUGGUAGCUGGACCUGAUGUCUUCCCUGACCCCUGUCCUGGAACAUACAAAUACCUGGAGGUGCAGUACGAGUGUGUCCCCUACAAAGUGGAACAGAAAGUGUUCCUGUGUCCAGGUAUCCUACGAGGCGUGUACCAGAGUGAACACCUGUUUGAGUCCGACCACCAAUCAGGAGCCUGGUGUAAAGACCCAUUCCAGGCCUCUGAUAAGAUUUACUACAUGCCCUGGACUCCGUACCGCACGGACACGCUCACAGAGUACUCCUCCAAGGAGGACUUCAUCGCAGGACGACCGACGACCACGUACAAGCUGCCUCACCGCGUCGACGGGACAGGCUUCGUGGUCUACGACGGGGCUUUAUUCUUCAACAAGGAGCGGACGCGCAACAUCGUCAAGUUCGACCUCCGCACGCGGAUCAAGAGCGGCGAGGCCAUCAUCGCCAAUGCCAACUACCACGACACGUCGCCGUACCGCUGGGGCGGCAAGUCGGACAUCGACCUCGCCGUGGACGAAAUGGGCCUCUGGGUUCUGUACGCCACGGAGACAAACAACGGACGCAUCGUGGUCUCACAGCUCAACCCUUACACGCUCCGCAUCGAAGGGUCCUGGGACACCACCUACGACAAGCGGACCGCCUCCAACGCCUUCAUGGUGUGCGGCGUGCUCUACGUGGUGAAAACCGUCUACGAGGACGACGACAACGAGGCCACGGGGAACAAGAUAGAUUAUAUGUACAGCACCACCCAGAGUAAAGAAACCUUUGUGUCCAUCCUGUUCCCUAACUCUUACCAGUACAUAGCAGCAGUGGACUACAAUCCCCGAGACAAUCUGCUGUACGUCUGGAACAACUAUCACGUAGUCAAAUACUUACUGGACUUCGGGAACAACGACAACAGAUUGGACUUGGUUCCUCCAGUCAUCCACGGGCCUCCCAAAGUCCCCUCCUCCUCUUCCUCCACCAGUCGAACCACGACCACCCGGUCUCCUCCCUACUAUACCACGGCGCGACCAAUCCUCACCACCUUCCCCGGUCAACGGUCCCGGACAACCACGACCGCGCGGAACCCUGCCGGUGGUGGCGUGGUCGUCCCCGGCGAUAACCAGAUCCCAGAGAUCGUUAACCCCGGUAACGGGCGGUCGGUUCCAGCCAUGGGGGUUCCCCCUCUGCCUCCCCAGCUCCCGGUCAUACCCCCCCAGGACCACUGCUCCCCCAGGGUGACAGCUGAAGUGUCCUGGCCCAGAACCCAGCAGGGACAGAUGGCCAAGCAGCCCUGUCCUGUGGGGACACUAGGCGUAGCUACAUACGUGUGUGUUGCUCAGCAGGGCUACUGGGAUCCCCAAGGCCCCGACAUCAGCAACUGCACGUCUCCCUGGGUCAACCACAUCAUGCAGAAGUUGCGUAGCGGCGAGACGGCAGCCGUGGUUGCCAGGGAGCUGGCCGAGCAGACUAAAGGGUUGUUGCGUCCCGGUGACGUCCCCUCUACGGUGAGGGCCAUGGCCCAGCUGGUUGACCUGCUGGAUGUUCAGCUCAGAAACCUAACCCCCGGGGGCAAGGACAGCGCCGCCCGCAGCCUCAACAAGCUGCAGAAGAGAGAGAGGUUCUGCAGGUUUUUUCUCCAGGCCAUGGUUGAGACGGUGAACAACUUGCUCCAGCCCAGGGCCCAGGCAGCGUGGAGACAGUUGCCCACGGGGGAGCAGCUUCGCUGGGCUACCACCCUGCUGGACACGGUGGAGGCUGGAGCUUUCAACGAUAACCUGUUGAAGACGGACACCGUGGAGGAGAUCACCGACAACAUCCAGUUGGAGGUGGCGAGGCUGAGUACGGAGGGAAAUCUGGCGGACCUGACCUUCCCCCAGUCCGAACUACAUGGGAACUCCAUCCAGCUGUCUGCCAGCACGCUCAAACAGCACGGGAGGAAUGGUGAGAUCCGCAUGGUGUUCGUCCUCUACAGGAACCUGGGCUCCUACCUGUCUACAGAUAAUGCCAGUGUUGGUCUGGGCAACGAGGCUCUCUAUCCUAACUACUCUGUCAUAGUCAACUCUCCUGUUAUUACUGCUUCUAUCAACAAGGAGAGCAACAAGGUCUAUCUGUCUGAACCGGUGGUCUUCACUGUCAAACACCUGCAGCAUUCAGAGGAGAACUUCAACCCCAACUGUUCUUUCUGGAGUUAUUCCAAGCGGUCCAUGAUCGGGUUCUGGUCCAGUCAGGACUGUCGACUACUGGACACCAACAGAACACACACCACCUGCUCCUGUACUCAUCUGACCAGCUUUGCUGUGCUGAUGGCACACGUUGAAGUCAAGAAAACAGACUCCAUGCAGGACCUUCUGCUGGAUGUGAUAACAUGGGUUGGUAUCCUGCUGUCGCUGGUCUGUCUCCUCAUCUGCAUCUUUACAUUCUGCUUCUUCAGAGGACUACAGUCAGACAGGAACACCAUCCACAAGAACCUCUGUAUCAGCCUGUUCAUAGCAGAGUCACUGUUCUUAGUGGGCAUCAACAGAGCUGACCAACCGAUUGCGUGUGCCGUCUUCGCGGCCCUGCUCCAUUUCUUCUUCCUGUCAGCGUUUACCUGGAUGUUCCUAGAGGGGGUUCAGCUGUACAUCAUGCUAGUGGAGGUGUUUGAAUCAGAACACUCCAGAACCAAGUACUUCUACCUGGCUGGGUACGGGGUUCCUGCUGUUAUAGUGGCCGUCUCCGCUGCCGUGGACUACAGGAGCUACGGCACAGACAGAGUGUGUUGGUUGCGGUUGGACACAUAUUUUAUAUGGAGUUUCAUAGGCCCUGCCACGCUCAUAAUAAUGCUGAACGUCAUCUUCCUGGGUAUCGCCCUCUAUAAGAUGUUCCACCAUACAGCUAUCCUCAAACCAGACUCUGGGUGCCUGGACAACAUCAAAUCGUGGGUGAUUGGCAUAGCUCUCCUCUGUCUGUUGGGUCUGACCUGGGCGUUUGGUCUGAUGUAUAUCAAUCCAGUGAUCAUGGCCUACCUGUUCACCAUCUUCAACUCCCUACAGGGCAUGUUCAUAUUCAUCUUCCACUGCAUACUACAGAAGAAGGUGCGUAAGGAGUAUGGGAAGUGUUUGCGUUCCCACUGCUGCAGUGGUAAGAGUGUAGAGACCUCCAUCUCGUCCUCUGGAAAGAACCACACCACGUCUCGAACCCCAGGACGAUACUCCACGGGGUCGCAGGUCAUCUUGCCUGCCUGUACACCUGGACGCUACUCCACAGAAGACUCCCAGAGUCGUAUCAGGAGGAUGUGGAACGAUACAGUGAGGAAACAGGAGUCAUCCUUUAUGACAGGAGACAUCAACAGCUCAGCCACACUCAACAGAGGAGCGAUGGCUAAUCAUCUGUUAACUAAUACUCUCCUUCAUCCCCAUGGUUCUAACCAUCCUUAUAACUCUCUGCUGGGGGACACCAACCACCAAGCAGUCUGUAACAACCCCAACGUGGCUGGCAUGUACAACACACAAGAGGGAAUCCUAAACAACGCGCGAGACACCAGCGUCAUGGAUACGCUCCCUCUCAACGGUAACCACGGCAACAACUACAGCGCGGCGAGCGGCGACUACCUCAGCGACAGCGUCCAGAUUCUGGAACGAGGCGGCGUCAGCGGUUACAGUACCUACGGCAACCACAAGGAGACGACGACGUUAGAAAAGCAGAUCCUUAAAGAGUUAACGUCCAACUACACCCCUUCGUACUUGAACAACCACCAACGCUCGGCGACCACCGAACGCAACCACAACCUGAUGAACAAGAUGGUCAACAUCGGUAACGGCACCAGCAACGCGGGCGGCCUGGUCGGUAACGGCAGUAACGGAAUCGGAAUUGGUGGCGUAGGCGGCGGCGGGAGUAACCGUGACUACGACUUGAGUAACGACGGUGUCGACGUUAGUCACAUGGUGCUGGAUAACCCCAACGCUGCCUUCCCAUUGGAUGAGAAUUUGGGAUUGGAGAUUAUAAGGGAGGAGUCGAAUGCCCCCCUCCUCCCGCCCCGCCCUCUGCCUCCCCCGGACAGCCUCCCCCACCCUCACCCUCCUCCUCCGCCCCCCCAUAACUUCUCCCGCCCCCGGCGCCCCCAGGAGACCAGCGAGAGCUUCUUCCCCCUCCUGACCAAUGAGCAGACGGACGAGACGCCGCAGUCGCCCAAUCACAGAAACUCUCUGUACACCUCCAUGCCCGUGUUAACGGAUUUACCGGACGGCCACGGUAGUCACGGGCAGAUGAACGGGUUAGCGGACGGAGAGAUGGACGACAGCGGGGAGAUUCAGGCUGGUACCAGCAGCACCGGGAGCGGACCGGGGCCGGAGGCGGAUGAUGUUUACUAUAAGAGCAUGCCAAACCUGGGGUCCAGGAACCACCUCCACCAGCUUCACCAUUACUACCAGAUGGGGCGGGGGGGCAGCGACGGCUACAUGGUACCUGUCAACAAGGAGGAUUCUGAUUCGUCGCCCGAGGAGCCCCUGACCCCCGUUGACGCCUCCCAACUGGUCACGAGCCUAUAGACCAAUGAGAAGACUCUAAACCCCUUAUUUUCCAGGUCCCACCUUCUUUUUUAGUCCCGCCUCCCAGAAUAGUUAUACGUUGAUGAUAGAUUGACAGUUGGCGCUGACCAAUGAAGGCCUGGUUGAACGCACUCGCUUCCUGAUUCUUUCCUGUGGUUAGUGACAAUAGGGACGAUACUGAGCUAUCAUUGGCCGGAAGGGAGAUGAGAGAGGGAUUCGUUUGGAUAGAGAUGGAUUGUAAUUUAGACCAGAACGAACUAAACUGGGUGGCUCGAAACCGAGGAGGUUUUUUUUUGUGAAUAUUCUUCAGGAAUGGAAAUAAUAUGAAGUAGUUCCUGAAGGAGGGGAGGAUCUUUCAGGCCACCUGUCUUGAUAGACGUUCCCUGGGUCGUAGCCCAGACACAUCCUACCAUGGACCUGUAGCAGAUCCUAGCUGAGUCUUUUUCACUGUCAAAACCCAUCAGACUGCUCUUCCAAGCCCUGGACACUGGUCAAAAGUAUCUAGCCAAUCGCCAGGCUUCUCCUUCUUCUUCUACUACCCGACCUGCCAAUAGAGUAGAGUAUGUAUGAAUAAAAAAGCCCCGCCCCCUCACAUAACUAUUUUAUUAGACGACAUGUUGUUGUAAACACUGUAACCAUGGCUACAGAUGACAGGGUAGUUUGACGAGCUCCUAUGUGUUUUUACAACCGUCUCUUCCGCCUGUCUGAUGAACUGAACUGAACCGGAGGGUGGAAAGUUACAUUUCCUGUUCCUGCAAGGUGUACGAGACUCAACUGAACUGAACCGGAGGGUGGAAAGUUACAUUUCCUGUUCCUGCAAGGUGUACGAGACUCAACUGAACUGAACCGGAGGGUGGAAAGUUACAUUUCCUGUUCCUGCAAGGUGUACGAGACUCAACUGAACUGAACCGGAGGGUGGAAAGUUACAUUUCC
Molecule: messenger RNA, 6499 nt
Organism: Oncorhynchus nerka (sockeye salmon)
Lineage: Eukaryota; Metazoa; Chordata; Actinopteri; Salmoniformes; Salmonidae
Gene: adgrl3.1
Product: adhesion G protein-coupled receptor L3.1
Biological process (GO): cell surface receptor signaling pathway; adenylate cyclase-activating G protein-coupled receptor signaling pathway
Cellular component (GO): plasma membrane
Molecular function (GO): G protein-coupled receptor activity; carbohydrate binding
Source: RefSeq, a predicted model, not a curated record